Molecule: messenger RNA, 1242 nt
Organism: Didymodactylos carnosus
Lineage: Eukaryota; Metazoa; Rotifera; Eurotatoria; Philodinida; Philodinidae
Source: the annotation of a GenBank genome assembly
AUGAAAGAUGUUUAUUCACUAUUUGUUACAAAUUCACCAUUUGUGUCAAACUAUCACAUCAAUAGUUCAACGUCAACAAUUAUUUAUUCCAUUUAUCGGCAUCAUCAUACUAAUUUAACAACUGUCAAACGUAAAAGAAUUUUUCGAUCGUCAUCUCAACAUUUAUUAUCAUCAUCAUCAUCAUCAUCAUCAUCAUCAUUAUCAUCAUCAUUAGCAGUAGCAUCAUCAUCAUCAGCAGCAGCAUCAUCAACAAUAACAACAGCAGCAACAACUGUACCUGUAACAUUUGCUUCUCGUUCAUUUUCAACAGGUGGUGGCCGCUUAUUUAUUGACGAUAGUCCUAUAUCUACUACUUAUUCAGCUAGAACUGGUCUAAAAACAGCUGCAGCACUUGGAGGAAUGUUAAUAUUAGUUAUUUUCUAUUUGUUAUGGAAACAACGAGGUAAAUGUCGUCCGGGUGAAAGUCAAGAAAAAAAAUUUGAUUUAGACUAUUGGUUAAAACAAGUUGAUCUUAUGCAACAAAAAGAAACACAAAAUUAUACAAAAGACAUUUUUUUGCAAUUACCUACGGAUGAACCGCGCGAUACACACGAAGCAACGGCUUCAUGGAUAUUAGACACAUACAAACAAUGGCGACUUACACAAUAUCAUCGUUAUAAUAGUUUAACUACAAGAUCAAUCCGUGAACCAUUGACACUCCCUAUGACAUCAUCUCCAAAACGUUUAAAAAAAUUUUUAAAACGUCGACAAAGUCAACAUUCAACUAUUUUUCGACGUAUUCGUAAUAUAUUAACACGUUCAAAGACGCUUGGUGGUAAUCGAACUCAUGGAACUUUAUUACCAUUAAUUAAAAUCGAUACAUCACGAUUAGAUACAGAAUUAAACAUAUGUACGUCAAAACAAAAACAACGACAACAAACACAAAAUCAUUUAACACCAUCGAUAUCAUUCUAUGAUGAACAUGCAGCACGUAUGAAUGAAGAUGCUCCAACAUCUAUACGAACAAAAAAUAUCUUAGCAUUGAACAUGUAUUAUAAUCAUCAUCAUCGUGCAAAUUCAUGGCCUAAAUUACGUCCAAAUCAUUCAAAUACAGUCGCCAGAGCUCAACGUAUUCGGAAACGUCUAUUAAAUAAAUCCCCAUCUACAUCAUCAUUAACGUCCGUUCCUCAACAAUCCACACAACAAACUAAUACUGUGUUAUGUUUAGCAUUAAUAAAUCGUCCAAAAGAGACCGUUUUAUAG